CAGGGACAGGAGAGCCUCACAACCUAACCAGGAAGUAUUGAGGAAUCCAGUAUCUCAUACAUUAACAGAUUAUUAGGAGGAAACAAGAAGGGCUAAGUGGCUUUACUGACAAUUGGAAAAGAGCAGCAGAGGACUGGAAAGGAUGGAGGACAGAGACAGGAGACAAGCAUCAUGAUUAAUUCUCCAAACAAGCUGAGAUACAAGCAGUAUAACAGGAAGGAUUCCAUCUUAAGGCUAAGAUUCCAUUUUAAAAGCCAGGAAGUUAGAAGGGGGUGUGUCCUGGGCUUGUCUGCCUGCAAACACAGCAAUGUGCCCUAGGAGUUGCUCGUGAACCUGUACACAGGCCAGUGAACGGCUGGGCUUCGGACGUGAAGGUUGUCUUUGCAGACCGUGUAGGAAGUGACUGAGCCCCAAGUGCACCGGAGGAAGGGCUCCCUCAGACUGUGAGGUGAAGAGAGAAACACCAGUCACAAGUGGAUGUGAAUUGUCGCCGACAUGCUUCAUAGUCCAGCCAUUCAUGACUGCACUGCAGAGCAGUGACUGGGAACCGCUGGUCUGAAGCCCUGACUAUCAGAAGGCAACGUGUGGGGCAGACCUCAGGGAUGGCAGGGUUUGCAUGAAGGUUAAAGGACACCCAGAAAGCAACCCCUGCAGGGUUCACCACUCGUCUGGCCACAGACUGAACCCAGCUAUUGAUGUUCAGUCCGGGGAAAGGAGCGGGACGUGCGGAAGAUGAGAGUUGGAAUGUUCUGGCUCUUCUCCUUCACAGUCAUUGAGGGCCGAGCCGACUUCCCAGGGAGAAAUGAUGGCGUCAAAACAAAAAGAGAAUUCACUGUGGAUAAGAGAAGACAUCUCGGCCCCGUCCUGGAAUAUGAGCUGCUGCUUCAGGUGGCCUAUAGAGAUCCCAAGGAGAAAAGAAAAUUGAAGAAUUUUCUGAAGCUUUUGAAGCCUCCAUCAUUAGGGUCAUAUGGGCCAAUGAAGAUUAUCAGAGUGAAGGCCACCACGUAUUGUGGCAACCAGAAUGGAAUCCUGCAGUGUGCCUGUGAAGAUGGCUACACCUGGUUUCCUCCCUCAUGCCUUGAUCCCCAGAAAUGCUACCUUCAUGAAGAUGGAUCACUCCAGUACUGUGACUGUCACCUCAACAACCUCACCCAGAGCAUCAGCUUCUGUGAGAGAACAAAAGUUUGGGGCACUUUUGAAAUUCAUGAAAGGUUUACUGAAGACCUUUUGAAUUCAUCUUCUGCUAUAUACUCCAGUUAUACCAUUGGAAUUGAAGUUCAACUUAAAGAAGCAUACAAAAGAAUCCAAGGUUUUGAGUCAGUUCGGGUCACCCAAUUUCGUCAUUACAGAGAUGGAAGCAUCCUGGCUGGGUAUGAAGUUGUUGGUUCCAGGGGCCUAUCUGAGCUGCUGGCAGCCAUUGAACAUGUGUCUGAGAAGGCUAAGGCAGGCCUUCACAGGCUAUUUCCACUCAAAGACGACUCUUUCAGAGUGUUUGGAAAAGCCCAUUGUAACAGCAUUGUCUUUGGAUUUGCAUCUAAGAAUGACGAGUUCACUGUCCCCUGUAGCCGUGGCUACACUGGAAACGUCAAGGCCAGGUGCAAGUCCUCAGGAUGGCAGAUUCUCUGGGAGAAGUGUGUGUUCUCUCAGCUGGAAGAACUGAAGAAGGAUUUCAGUCUGACUGCAACCAGUGCCACCAGUACAACAGUGUCAUCCUUGAUGAAAAAUCUUUCAAUGGUUGUUCGGCAAAGCCCAUUGACCACGGCUGGGAAUCUGGCUUCUGUGGUAUCGAUCCUGGGCAAUGUCUCAUCCCAGUCCCUGGCAAGCCAUCUCAGGGUAUCCAGUUCGACAAUGGAGGAUGUUAUCGACAUAGCUGACCAUAUCCUAAAUUCGGCGUCCGUGGACAGCUGGACGGUACUCCUGAAGGAACAAAAGCAUGCCAGCUCCUGGUUCCUGGAGACAUUAGAAAACUUGAGCAUGCUGGUUCCUCCGACAGCUCUGCCUCUGAAUUUUUCUCGGGAGUUCAUUAACUGGAAAGGGAUUCCAGUGUCCAAAAGCCAGCUCAAGACAGGUUACAGCUAUCAGACUGAAAUGUUCCCAGACAAUACCUCCAUUCCCAUCAGAGGCCAUGUGUUCAUUGGGCCAGAACAAUUCUGGAAGCCCCUUCCGGAAACUAUCAUCAGCAUGUCCUCGUUGACCCUGGGGAAUAUUCUACCCAGUACUAAAAAUGGAAAUGCUCAGGUCAAUGGGCCCCUGAUAUCCCUGGUUAUCCAAAACUAUUCCAUAAAUGAAAUUUUCUUAACUUUUUCCAAGGUCAAGUCAAACCUGAGCCAGCCUCAUUGCGUGUUUUGGGAUUUCAGGCAUUUGCAGUGGAAUGAUGCAGGCUGCCACCUAGUGAAUGAAACUCCAGACACAGUGAUAUGCCGGUGCACUCACCUGACUUCCUUCUCCAUGCUCAUGUCACCCUUUGUCCCCGCUGCCAUCAUUCCCAUUGUGAAAUGGAUCACCUUUGUGGGGCUGGGCACCUCCAUUGGAAGUCUCAUCUUAUGCCUGAUCAUUGAAACUCUGUUAUGGAAGCAGGUCAAGAAAAACCAGACCUCACACACACGCCAUAUUUGCAUGGUGAACAUAGCUCUGUGCCUCCUGAUUGCUGAUAUUUGCUUUAUUGUGGCUGCCACUGUGGACCCCACAGUGGUGGGCGUCUGCAUAGCCGCAGUGUUCUUUACGCACCUUUUCUACCUCUCCUUGUUCUUUUGGAUGCUCGUGCUCAGCAUCCUGCUGGCUUAUCGGAUCAUCCUCGUGUUCCACCGCAUGGCCAUGCCUUUGAUGAUGGCUGUUGGGGUCUGCCUGGGCUACGGGUGCCCUCUUAUUAUAUCUGUCAUCACCAUCGCGGUCACACAGCCUAGCAACAGCUACAGAAGGAAAGAUGUGUGUUGGCUUAACUGGUCUGAUGGGAGCAAGCCUCUCUUGGCCUUCGCUGUUCCCGUACUGACCGUGGUGGCUGUGAAUUCCGUUGUGGUGCUGUUAGUCCUGACGAAGCUCUGGAGGCCCACCGUGGGAGAAAAGCUCAGUCAGGACCACAAGGCCACUACCAUCCGCAUGGGGAAGAGCCUCCUCAUUCUGACUCCCCUGCUGGGUCUCACCUGGGGCUUUGGCAUAGGAACAAUGGUGGACCCCCAGAACCUGGCUUGGCAUGUUAUUUUUGCAUUACUCAAUGCAUUCCAGGGAUUUUUCAUCUUAUGUUUUGGAACGCUCUUGGAUAGUAAGCUGCGACAACUGCUGUUCAACAAGUUGUUUCCUUUUGGCCCUUGGAAGCAAGCAUCAAAGCAGAAUGCACCAGAGGGAUCUGCCAAAACCAAAUUUGCAAAGUCUUUCAACCCACUGCAACACAAAGGUAACACCCUGGGAGAAGAAAAAUUUAUCACCAAAGAGGACCAGUCCAAGUGGUUUUGGCAAGACCUUAUCUUGCUGGGUAGGAAUCAUAGAUAAAGCAUUUCCAACAGCUACAUUUAUGCCAACCAGAUGGGAGGCAACACCCCUUUGGAAUUGGGACCUGUUGCUGGAAACCAGAGCAGAGAAGCGCCCCAGUGUGAUGCACUCCCAAAGGACACAUAGUUUUUGUGGAUAAGGUUUCCGGGUUAUUAGAGCUGUCUCCUCCAGCCGUGCCCAGACAAGGCAGUUGUGAAUUCAGUGACAACAUGCCGCCGCACACCGCCAAGGGAAAGUCUUUGUGAUGUGAAAUCUUUGCCCAGUGCUGGUGAUAAUGUGACUUUGUUUUGCUAAAGUAGGCUGGGUGGGUGGCCAGCCCCACUUGUCUUCCCUUUUACUGGAUUAUGGGAAAUCUCCAUCAAUUUCAAAAAGUAAUAAAAAGAAGUCGUAUUCCUGGAAUCAUUUGCAGAAUUUAUGUUGACAAUUAUGUUUUAAAGUCUGCCAUGGCAGGAAGCGCCCUGCUUUCUCUUUAGAGCGGUGAUUCUCCAAGUGCAUCUCUGACCAGCAGCACCCAUGUGACCUGGAAUUUGUUAGAAAUGCUAAUUUUUGGACAGACCUCCUAGGUCAGAAACUCUGGAGUGGGACCCAGGGGCUUAACGUUUUAACAAGGCCUCCGGGGGACUCAGGUGCACACUCACAUUUGGGAAUCAUCAAGAUGGGGGGCUAGAGAUUACCACCAGCAGGCUCUGGAGUCCCCCUUAGAUGGGAGGGUAGAGGGUGGGAGUGAGGACUUUUUUGUUUCAUCGUCUAUGGCUGACACUCCUGGGAGCCUCACGAAUCAAGAAAGUCUAGGUAAUGGGAGCGGAGAAGUGUUCAUUGCUGGAUGGCAGGGUUCGAGGCAAUGUCAUGUAACUGUUAGGAAAGCAAGGGUUUGAGGCUCGGCUCCAACACUUACUAAACGUGUGAACUUGGUUACAUUGCCAAACUUUAGUUCCUUCAGCUGUAAGCCAAGGUGGUAACUCCCUAUAAAAUUAUUGUUGGGAGCACACGAGGGAAGCCCGGAAGUUCGCUGCGUACUGCCUGGCAGCUGGGAAGCCUCCAAAAAAUGGUGGCGAUGAAUAAUAUUAAUAAUGCUAAUUUUACAACUGGAGCAUGAUUCUAUAUGACAUCGUUACUGCUUCAAAGCAGGGUGCUUUGAGGAAAGGUGCAGUUGAUCAGGGCCAGUGAUAAAGGGUUGGGAUCUCAGUUGUGCUACUGACCCCCUUGGAAGAAGCUCUCUCAUCUCUGUUUGUAAAAUGGGAAAAAUGACAAUUACCUGCUGGGUCACUGGGAGGCUUUAAUGGAGAAGUAAAGAAAGCAACUUGUGUAGUGUC
Manis pentadactyla (Chinese pangolin) is the source of this 4799-nucleotide messenger RNA. It is a transcript of the gene ADGRF1, whose product is annotated as adhesion G protein-coupled receptor F1. The record is from RefSeq and is a predicted model, not a curated record. Gene Ontology annotation, molecular function: G protein-coupled receptor activity. The transcript has 20 exons. Gene Ontology annotation, cellular component: plasma membrane. Gene Ontology annotation, biological process: adenylate cyclase-activating G protein-coupled receptor signaling pathway; synapse assembly; neuron projection development. Bases 733 to 3486 code for a protein of 917 amino acids. NCBI's taxonomy places the organism in Eukaryota, Metazoa, Chordata, Mammalia, Pholidota, Manidae.